Tetrahymena thermophila SB210 is the source of this 591-nucleotide messenger RNA. RefSeq lists its product as hypothetical. The record is from RefSeq and is a predicted model, not a curated record. The transcript is spliced from 3 exons. Lineage: Eukaryota; Ciliophora; Oligohymenophorea; Hymenostomatida; Tetrahymenidae.
AUGAAUUUUCAAGAGAAAAGAAUAAAAAUCUAAACUCUCUAAAAGAAAGCAAACGAUUAUAAUAAAAAAGAGGAUGAACUGAUAGAUGCUGGAGUAGAUCCAGAGGAAGCUAGAUCAUAAUUAAUAUUUUAAGAAACCAAUUUAGGCAGAUCUGCAGAAAUAAAAUAAUUACCAUAUUAAAAUAGCGACAGUAUAAACGAAGUAGGAAAAACUAUCUCUCAAGGAUUUAAAGAUACCCACAAAGUUAAUACAACGUACAAAGAUUUUAAUAAAAAGACAAGCCAAUAGUUUGAAGAUAUAAAAGAAAUGAGAAAAUCAUAAAAACUAAAGGAAUAAUAUAAUGAAUAAAAAAAAUAGGAAGAAGAUGAAAACUAAAAAAGGGUUAAUUUUUAUACUAAAGAUCAUGUUUCUUUAAUGUUCGAAGGAGUACAAAAUGAGAAUAAGUAGACUUCUUACUUAAAUAAUUACUAACACACUCAAGAGAAAGAAAAAAUGAUUAUAAAUGCAGAUUUGAAAUAUCAUAUUAAGAAAAACGAUAUUAAUUCUUUUACAGAUGCAUUUGUUAAGCAUAAAGGAACUAUGAGAAAAUGA